GCAGCAUUCAUCCCUUGUAGCCAGAACGUCCAUCUACAACUCCAGCAAGGCAAUAAGGCGACAUACGCGACGCAAAGGCUUCAAAGGACAAAGUCUGCCUUGAAACGAGUUCCUCCAACAUCGACUUAUCGCACACAAUAUUCUAUUUCCAAUAUCCAUCCACACAAGGUGUACCAACAAGCAAGAUACAGCACCACCGCCACCACCACAAAACAACCAACCAUCCACAACAUCUUCGAGUCCAAAACCGGAACGUGGCAAUACAUCGUAGCAGAUCCCGCUACAUCAAAAGCCGUAAUCAUCGAUCCAGUUCUCGACUACGAUCCCUGCACGCAGACCAUCACAACAACCUCUGCCGAUGCCUUGCUCACCCUCGUCAAGGAAAAGGGCUACACAAUCGACCGUAUCCUCGAAACCCACGCCCACGCAGACCACUUGACAGCCUCAUCAUAUCUGCAAAGACAGCUUACUCAGACGCAAGGCUUCAAGCCACCCAUUGGAAUCGGCAAACGCAUUGAACAGGUGCAAAGGUUAUUCGGGCAGCGCUACGGGCUAGCCAAGGACGAAUGGCUCGGUGUAUUCGAUAAACUAUUCGAUGACGAUGAAACCUUUGUCGUUGGCGAGUUAUCCGCAAAGGCAAUUCAUCUCCCGGGUCAUACACCGGAUCACUUGGGAUAUCAAAUCGGAGACAACGUCUUCUGCGGCGACUCCCUCUUCCACGCAGACAUCGGCACAGCCCGGUGCGACUUCCCCGGCGGCGACGCAAAACACCUCUACCAAUCUGGCCGUCGCCUGCUCAGUCUAGACGACCAUGUCAAAAUCUGGCCUGGUCAUGAUUACCCGCCUGGGGGCCGGGAACCAAUUCCCUGGAUGAGUGUGCGAGAUCAGAGAGACCAGAAUAAGCAUUUGAGUGAUGUGGUUAGUGAGGAGGAGUUUGUGGAGAUGCGGAGGGAGAGGGAUAGGAAUCUUAGUGCGCCGAGAUUAUUGCAUCAGUCGUUGCAGGUUAAUAUUCGGGCUGGACGGUUGCCGAGGGUGGAGGAGGGGCAUCGGAUGUUGAGGUUGCCGUUGAAGUUGAAUGGGUUGGAUUGGUAG
Molecule: messenger RNA, 1092 nt
Organism: Penicillium cataractarum
Lineage: Eukaryota; Fungi; Ascomycota; Eurotiomycetes; Eurotiales; Aspergillaceae
Product: MBL fold metallo-hydrolase
Exons: 2
Biological process (GO): hydrogen sulfide metabolic process; glutathione metabolic process
Molecular function (GO): sulfur dioxygenase activity
Source: RefSeq, a predicted model, not a curated record